This is a messenger RNA of Anthostomella pinea, 1323 nucleotides long. Lineage: Eukaryota; Fungi; Ascomycota; Sordariomycetes; Xylariales; Xylariaceae. The record is from the annotation of a GenBank genome assembly.
AUGGCCGUACCAAUCCCCUUCUCCGACCCGUCGUGGCUGAUGGGCCUCCCAUCAGCACACUUCAACGACUCGCACCGCAAAUGGCACGCUGCGAUCCGGCCAUUCAUUCAAAAGCACCUGAUCGAGCGCUCAAUCGAGUGGGAUAAGAGCGAGACGCUGCCGGAGCACGUCUUCGCCGACUUCGCCGCUGCCAACAUGCUGAUACCCGCCCUCCCAGCGCCGCUACCCGUCGCGUGGCUCAAGCGCCUCGGCGUUCAUGAACUGCUCGGCGGCCUCAAGGUGGAGGAAUUUGACUACCUGCAUUCGCUGAUCUUCGCGGAUGAGAUGGCGCGGGCUGGAGUGGCGGGGCCGUCGGCCAGUCUGACGACUGGCAUGGCGUUUGGCGUGCCCCCUAUCCUGAAGUUUGGGAGCAGGCAGUUGCAGGAGAGGUUCUUGCCGGAUCUCCUGCUGGCCAGGAAGAGGAGCUGUAUUGCCAUCACCGAGUCGGAUGCGGGCAGUGACGUUGCGGGCAUAACCACUACAGCGGUUAAGAGCUCGGAUGGCAAGCACUACAUCGUGAAUGGCACGAAGAAGUGGAUCACGAACGGAAUCUGGGCGGAUUAUAGCAGCAUGGCAGUGCGAACCGGCCCGCCCGGCUCAGGGGCAGCCGGUCUUUCCAUGCUCGUCGUUCCCCUGAAGGGCUAUCCCGGUGUCACGAUGCGGCGUCUCAAAGUCGGUGGCCAAGUCUCAGCCGGGACGACGUUCAUCGAGCUCGACGAGGUCAGAGUCCCCGUGAAGAACCUGAUCGGAGAAGAAGGCAUGGGCAUGCGCUACGUCAUGACCAACUUCAACCACGAGCGGCUCUCGAUCGCCGUCGGCGUCACCCGCCAGGCCCGGGUGGCGCUGUCGGCGGCGUUCGAGUACGUCAUGAAGCGCGAGGCCUUCGGGAGGCCGCUGAUGGACCAGCCGGUCGUGCGCCAUCGCCUGGCCAAGGCCGGCGCGCUCCUCGAAAGCCAGUGGGCCUGGGUCGAGCAGUUUGCCUUCCAGAUGACGCGCAUGGCGAAGGACGAUGCUGACCGCGAGUUGGGCGGGUUGACGGGGCUGUUGAAGGCGCAGGCUGGUAUUGUCCUGCGUGAGUGCGCUGAUACGGCUGUGAUCCUGUUUGGCGGCAAUGGGUACACCAGAAGCGGCCAGGGCGAGCUGGUUGAGAUGAUAUACCGAGAAGUACCGGGAGCUAGAAUCCCCGGCGGGUCAGAAGACGUCUUGUUGGAUCUCGCGGUUCGUCAGCUGGUGAAGCUGUUCCAAGCGAAAACCAAGGCAUUGGACCAAAGUCCUAGAAUCUAG